UAGCAUGAAUGCAAUGACGGAAAGUAAAACUGUUACAGUUUUGCUUUCCGCUGCCUCUGCUUUUAGUUUAAAAGUUGUAGUAAAUUCGCGGCCAUCAAGUACUGGAGAUCCCGCCAAGAAGUAGACGAGGCGGGAACGGCCAUGUGAGCAGUUGGUGGUCGACAAUGCUUCUCGUUUCUUUCGAAUUUUAACUUGUUUUUUAUCACUAUCAGUGCAUCAUUUCGUCCCAGGAUGAUCAUGAAGUGUGCAGGAUUUGAAGCUAUGUUGUCAGUGCGUUUCCGGUCUCGGGAACUGGGUAUUUUUGCGUGGCCCACAUUUGCGGAGGUCACAAUGGCCUCCUCUUCACAUGGCGUCGGCUACAAUCAGAAAUCGUCCGUAACAUUUGUUAUGAGAAUUUUGGGCCUUAAAGAAUGCUGAACAUAUCGAGAUUAAGAAAGGACCAAUAGCCGAAAAGUGAUUAACAGGCAAUUAUUAAAGCAUUGUCCCCGCUCUUCAGGGAAACGCUGACCGGAAGUAAUCAUUUGAUUGUGUUGAAAUGUACAACAGGUGGCAUGGGAAACUAGCGCCUUGUCGCUUGAAGCUGCAUCGAAGAUUUGUAUUUGUCCUGGGACAUCAUCUGCUCCUACUUAAUGGAUACUCAAGAUAUUAGGAGAAGAUCAGGUUCCCAGCAGAAUGCAAUUUAGGCAAAUCAUAUUUACCUCGAGAAAGCCUAACAGAAACGAUGCAGCUUCAAAAACUCCUAACUUAAACCUGGUGACGUUUUACAUGACGUCUGUAACGAGGCCUAAGGAGGCCUAUGGAUGUCCUCUAUAAAAGCUCCGCCCCCGAAGGCCAUCUUCACCAGUGACCAGCCAGCCAUGAAGAGUCUAGUGGUAUGCCUACUCAUUGCCGUGGCUUGUGCUGCUCCUAAGCACAAACCCAAGUUUAGGAAAGGCUUGAACAGGAUCAUAGGAGGCGAAGAAGCUCGACCCGGAGAAUUCCCUUACCAGCUGAGCUUCCAAGAAGUCCUCUACGGCUCCAGCUACCACUUCUGCGGCGCCUCCAUCUACAGCGAGAACUGGGCCAUCUGCGCUGCCCAUUGCGUCCAGGGGGAAGACUUCGAGCACCCGGAUAACCUCAGGGUUGUCGCUGGGGAACACAGCUUCGACCUGGCAGAGGGCAACGAGCAGACCAUCGUCCUGUCUAAGAUCAUCCAACAUGAGAACUACGACCCAGACAAGAUCAGCAACGACGUGUCACUCCUGCGCCUCUCGGAGCCUCUGGUCUUCAACGACUUCGUUCAGCCCGUCGCCCUCCCCGCGCAAGGGCACGUAGCCACCGGCGACUGCAUCGUCACCGGCUGGGGCACGACGAAUGAGGGAGGAACUAUACCGUCUACUCUCCGCAAGGUGACUGUGCCCCUCGUCUUGGAUGAGGUGUGUCGGAAGGAUUACGGUCAAGAGGAGAUAGUCGAUUCCAUGCUCUGCGCAGGCGUCGAAUCAGGGGGCAAGGACGCCUGUCAGGGAGACUCUGGGGGACCUCUAGUCUGUUCUGACGGUGGGUCGCAGUACCUGGCUGGUAUUGUGUCCUGGGGCUACGGCUGUGGGAAUCCUAAUUACCCAGGUGUUUACACAGAAGUGGCAUACUUCGUGGACUGGAUCACUUCCCAUGCAGUCUAAAGGCUUCCUGGGUAUUUUAUUGGCUAAUGAAACUUGUUCAUAAUAAAAUUCUCCCUGACCUGACCUAAAAACUUGUCAAAACUUAUAAUUUCCAUUGAUACAAUGUUUUUACUUUUUU
Molecule: messenger RNA, 1776 nt
Organism: Macrobrachium nipponense
Lineage: Eukaryota; Metazoa; Arthropoda; Malacostraca; Decapoda; Palaemonidae
Product: trypsin-1-like
Exons: 7
Coding region: 801-1658 (285 amino acids)
Biological process (GO): proteolysis
Molecular function (GO): serine-type endopeptidase activity
Source: RefSeq, a predicted model, not a curated record